AACCCUUUUCCCCAACUCUCUCUUUGUUUCCCCCGUCUCGCCCACUAUUCUUGUUCUUUUCAAGGAUUUCCCAUGGAAGACGACGAUGAGUUCGGAGAUCUUUACUCCGACGUUCUCAAGCCUUUCACUUCCGCUGGUCUGCCACCGUCUCAGCCUUCGACAGCCCCCCAACUCCACCGUCCGGUUGAUUCCAAUCUUCAAUCCCGAUACGGCGACGAUAACCUCCUCGGAGCCCCGCGUCCAAUCCCCGAUGCUCAAACCCUAGCGACCUUUAAUUUCCAUCCUCCCGUUGCUGUUGCUGCAGAAAUUCUGGGUUCGAUCCCUAAUCGAGACGAUUCACCUCCCAAGCCGAUGUUUUUGGAUUCUAAACGAGAACCUGCUGAUGGGAAUGAUGUUAUUUUCGAUAUUGAAGAGGGGAGUAGUAAAGCAAUUGAGUGUUCGGGCUCGGAUGACCCGAUAAUUCCGGGUUUAACCGAAUGGGUUCCCCAGGGAGAUUCUGGGAGGUAUGAUGACGAUACCGAUAACGGAAUUAUAGGCGGCGGCGGCGGCCAAGUGGAAGCUGGAGGAGUAGGAGGAAAAGGAGAAGGGGAUGAUUGGGAUAGUGACAGUGAAGAUGAUCUACAGAUAGUGUUGGACGACAACAACCACGGCCCGAUGGCUAUGGAAAAAGGAGGAAUGAUGGGGGAAGAUGAUGAAGAUGGGGACCCUCUUGUGAUAGUGGCUGAUGGAGAUGCUAACCAAGGGAUGGAGGAACAGGAUUGGGGUGAAGGAGGAGGGCAGGCGGCGGAUGGUGAAGGGAAAGAAGGGGGUGAAGUAGGGAAGUUAGGCUCUGCUGGCAGCGGAGGAGGGAGCGUGGUUGUGCCGAAAAUUGGGAACAGCAGUCAUGGGUUUCAUCCGUUGCAUUCUCAGUUUAAGUAUGUAAGACCUGGUGCAGCACCAAUGCCUGGAGUUACUGCAGGUGGUCCCGGAGGUGCACCAGCUCAGGUUCGUCCAGUAAUGGGUACUAUGGUUUCUCGGGGUAGAGGUGAUUGGAGACCACCUGGACUGAAAGCUGGGCCUUCCAUGCAAAAAGGUUUCCAUCCUAGUUUUGGAAUGCCUGGUUGGGGUAACAAUAUGGGACGGGGUAUUGGUGGUGGAUUGGAUUUCACGCUUCCUUCUCACAAGACUAUAUUCGAAGUGGACAUUGAUAGUUUUGAGGAAAAGCCAUGGAAAUAUCCCGGUGUUGAUCUUUCAGACUUCUUCAAUUUUGGUCUGAAUGAGGAGAGCUGGAAAGAUUAUUGCAAACAACUGGAACAACGUCGCUUGGAGACAACCAUGCAAAGCAAAAUUCGUGUUUAUGAAAGUGGACGAACAGAGCAGGACUAUGAUCCAGAUUUGCCUCCAGAAUUGGCAGCAGCAACCGGGCAAGAGAUUCCUGCCGAUGCUGCUAAUUUUGCAAAGUCAAAUGGUGGGCAAAAUGAUUUGACAAAAGGAACUGCCCUCAUGCGACCACCUCUACCAACUGGGAGAGCAAUACAAGUUGAGGGAGGUUCUGGGGAACGUCUCCCCUCCAUUGAUACUCGACCGCCUCGUAUCCGUGAUUCAGAUGCAGUUAUUGAGAUUGUUUGUCAGGAUACUCUAGACGAUGAUUCCUCCACAGGUAUUGCUGUUAAAGACCGAACAGAAAAUGAUCUGCCAGGGAAGGAUCUUAAAGAUCUUGCAACUGAAACUGAUAUUGCACAUGAAGAUACUAAAUAUGUUGAUGGUUUUACAAAUGCUUUUAGUAGUCGAAUGAAGGAGGUAGUUGAAAGGACAAUGAGUUCUGUUCGGACUAAUGUGAAUGAAGAUGAUGGGAUUUUGCCCUUCUCUGCAGAAGCAUCGCGUCCUUAUGGUCCUGGAUCUAGGAGUCAGAGUCCUAUGUAUCAUAAUGGGGACUUUGGCAGCCCUCGUGAUGAGAGGCAUAGAAAGGGAAGUGCACAUGAAAGGUCACCUCGCAUGACACCUAUUCGAGGUAAACGAGAUAAAUUCACUGAUUCCCAAUCUCAUGAGGAAGAAUCUGUUGAAAGCAUGGAUCACAAAUCUCCUCUCCUGGUUAGAGAGAUCAGGGAAGUAAGUGUGGAGCUCAAGGGUGAUGUUGAUGAUAAGCCUGAGUUGGCUGACAGAAGCCAUGUUAUAGAAAAGGAUGUGCUGAUAAAUGACACCCAUAAUGAUGAGAGCUCGCUUAACGAAAAACUAAGUUCUCAAGUAGAGCAACAGAAGCUUCAAGAAUCUGAAGGUUGUGAGGAUUCUAUGGCUGCAAGAAUUAGUGAAAACAGUGAAGCAAGAUCUGGCAGCAGCAGAGAUUACCAGAAGUGGCGAGACAGUGCUGAUGAUGAAGUUGUUCAAGGUGGACGUUCUUCUCGAAUUCCAAUUGUCAAGAAGCAUCUUGAUGAGCAUGGUCAGAAUUUAGGGUGGAAAGAUCGUGGUGCAAGGCGUGAGAUUGAAAGAAGCCAAAUUGUAGGUAAACCAAGGGAAGGUUCUUAUUCUCUUAGAGACUUCGAUGCUGGCUCAUCACAUAAAUUGCACAUCAAAAUGGAGGGUUUUGAUCGGAGAAGGGAGAGUGAUAAUCUUGGUGUUGCAUGGCAACAGAGAGAAGAUGAUUUUUAUAACAGAAAAAGAACUGGGGACUUCAGGAAGAGAGAGCGUGAUGAGGAAAUUGGUUCUAGGAACAGGGCUAAGGUUCGUGAAAGUGAGAGGAGUGACAAUGAUUAUCCAUCUUCUAGAAAACAGUUGGAUAAUGGCAUUUAUAAAGUUCAUCAUGAUAAGGAUGUCAGCACUAGACAUACAGAAAGAAAUGAUAAUUUGAAGAGUAGAUAUGAAACAACAGAAGAUUACCACAACAAAAGGAGGAAAGAUGAGGAGUAUCUGAGGAGGGAUAAUACAGACAAAGAGGUGAUCUUGCAUGGCAACAGAGAAUCCAGCAGCAGUCACAGAAAGCGAGAAAGAGAUGAAUUUAUAGACCCGCAUAAGAGAGCCGAGCAACAAAGAACUAGAGAGAACUUUGAUCAUCAAUCUGUUCGGGACAAAGAUGAGGUUUGGUUUCAUAGAGAGGGGGUUGAGAAGCAGCGGGAGAGAGAUGAAAGGCAUAGGGCAAAGCAAUCCCAUGACGAAAGUUUAUCAAAACGGGAGAGAGAAGAAGGACGAGGCACUGCAAGGAGUGGACGUGGUUCAGAAGACAAAGCAUGGGUUGGCCGCUCCAGGACAAUGGAUGAACUUAAAGUUUCAGAAAAGGAAUAUCAACUCAAAAAGACAGUUCGCCACAGUGAACAGGUGAAAAGAAGGGAUCGGAAUGAUGAUGAAAGUUUCUCACGUCGCAGAGGGCGUGAAGAUUCGUAUGCACUGGGACGCCAAUUUAGCAAUGAUGAUAGAAAAUCCAGGCAGGAAAGAACAAGCACCUGGAGUGAGCAUGCUGUCAAUGCUCCAGAUAACCAAAGGGGGCAUGAGAAGAAACAUAAAGAGAACAAUAGGAAGAAUGGAGAAUCUGAAGGUGGAGAUCCAGUCAGUUUGGGUUCUGCCAAGAGAAAUCAAGAUAAUUUAAGUGGUCACUACAAUGAAAUGGGCUCGAAAAGUCAUGAGAAGAAUGAGGAUCCAGUUCAUUAUAACUCUUCCAGAAAACGUAGAGAAGAUGCUUCUUCGGGCGAUGAAUUGAAAGAGUCGACACGGGGGCGCUCCAAAUUGGAACGUUGGACGAGCCAUAAGGAGAGGGAUUACAGUAUCAACAGCAAGUCAUCAUCUUCCUCAAAGUUCAAGGAGAUCGAGAAGAGCAAUAAUGUCGAAGCUUCAGAAUCUAACAAAACUCUAGAAGAGCCAGGUACUCCAGUUGAGCCUGCUGAGAACCACCACCCUUUGUCCGACGAGCCAGAGACCAAGGAUGCUGAUCCAAGGCCAUCAGAGGAUCGGCAUCUCGACACCGUCGAGAAGCUGAAGAAGCGAAGCGAGAGGUUCAAACUUCCGAUUCCAAAGGAAAACGAUGCUGUGGCAAUAAAGAAGAUGGAGAACGAGGCACCGCCUUCGUCCAAGAACAAAACUCCUGCAGAUUCCGAGAUUAAACCAGAGAGACCAGCCCGAAAACGAAGGUGGAUCAGCAAGUAAUACGAAUAAACCCUCGUUUUUGCUGUGUGACAAGUUAAAUUAUCGGACCCCAAAAUUCCCUUCCAUAAGGGUUCCCAGGAAGCGCAUAUACGUUCGCUGCCGCCAUGUACCCUCCCUAAAUACUUGUGUAUAUAAUAGAGAAUGUAAGAUUGAACUAGUCAUAAAUGGUGGCACAUAUUUAGUG
Hibiscus syriacus is the source of this 4294-nucleotide messenger RNA. RefSeq names its product FIP1[V]-like protein. The coding region runs from base 73 to 4110 and encodes 1345 amino acids. The record is from RefSeq and is a predicted model, not a curated record. Gene Ontology annotation, biological process: mRNA processing. The transcript has 9 exons. Lineage: Eukaryota; Viridiplantae; Streptophyta; Magnoliopsida; Malvales; Malvaceae.